GGUGCUGCGCAGACAGUGCUGCAUUGAUCAUAUCUCGAUUAUUGAUUCAUAGACCGUAGAAAAGAAAGACCUUGUAAAAUUAUCGGACAAAUGUAUCCUUCUUAAUUGUACCCCUUCCUAAAAAGAUUAUUUAAUCUGUGUCAUUCUUCAGCGCUGUUUAGCUAUAGUACUACGGAACAUACUAAAAUAAUAAAUAAUUUAGUCUAUUAUCACAAUUUUAGCCUAUGAAUCUGCUGUAAAACACUGCUAUGCAAAAUAAAUAGUGUCCGGUUUCUACGGAAGAAACAAUGAACACGUGUGACGUAUUCAUAUCAAUCCAAAACAGCGGCCACCGGAGAAGUCACGUAAUUCACGUAUUUGAGUGAGUCGAUAGGAAGUAGAGUAAACUGCAGCAUUGUGGCUUGCUUCAUGCGAAUGUAUUAGCCUAUCGUAACUCGAGGAAAUAGCCAACUGAAAAGUGACGGAGAUAUGACGAGUUACUAAGUGAUCACGUAGCCUAACCAAGCCUAGAAUCCGUAGAAUUUCAGAGAAUAGGUGACAAGGUGUAGGCUUCUACGGCUUUUGUAGAGGAAUUGUUGGCCGCUUAUACAUAUGGCAGAUAUGGAUUGUACAAUUACAGUGUUGCUUCUGUUGGGAAUUUUUGCACUUUUUAAUUCCAUAAACUCAAGCUCAAGUCCCGCCGCACACAGGUGCUUCUGUCAGGUAACGGGGCACUUGGAUGACUGUACAUGCGACGUGGAGAGCAUCGAUGCCUUCAACAAUAAGCAACUCUUUCCAAAACUACAAAAGCUCCUGGGCUCCGAUUAUUUCAGGUUUUACAAGGUGAAUCUGAACAACCCCUGUCCGUUUUGGUCAGAAAACAGUCACUGUGGCUCGAGGAAUUGUGCCGUGAACCCAUGCAAACCGGAUGAGGUGCCGGAGGGGCUCAAAUCAAGCAGCUACAAGUAUUCAGAGGAGGCCAAUGAUGAAGUAAAGGAGUGUGAGAAAGCUGAAACUCUGGGAGCCGUGGACCGCUCACUUAGCGAGGAGACUCGACAGGCCUUGCUGGACUGGAACAGACACGAUGAUGCGGAAGAUCGCUUCUGUGUAGUGGACGACGAGGACGCACCUGAUUCCCAGUAUGUGGAUUUGUUGCUGAACCCGGAGCGCUUCACUGGGUAUAAGGGACUGGAAUCCUGGCAGAUUUGGAACAGCAUCUAUGAGGAAAAUUGCUUCAAGCCAACCACUAUUAAACGACCAUUGAAUCCUAUGGAAAGAUACAGAGAAAAGGAUGGACGGACAUUUUACAGAUGGCUAGAAGGUCAGUGUGUGGAGAAAAGGGCCUUCUUCAGGCUCGUCUCCGGCCUCCACGCCAGCAUCAGUGUGCACCUGAGUGCCAGGUACCUCUUGGACGAGUCCUGGUUUGAGAAGAAGUGGGGUCACAACACCACGGAGUUCCAGCAGCGCUUCGACGCAGAGCUGACGAAAGGGGAGGGCCCGAAGCGGCUGAGAAACCUGUACUUCCUGUACCUGAUCGAGCUGCGCGCCCUGUCCAAAGUCCUGCCCUUCUUCCAACGGCCCUCCUUCCAGCUCUACACAGGCCAGUCUGCCCAGGACCAGCACAACAAAGAGCUGCUGCUAGAGCUCCUCCAAGUGGCCAAGUCCUUUCCUCUGCACUUUGACGAGGCCUCUCUGUUCACUGGGAAUAAAGAGGAGGCAGCCAAGCUGAAGGAGGACUUCAAGCUGACCUUCCGGAACAUUUCCCGGAUCAUGGACUGUGUCGGAUGCUUUAAGUGCAGAUUGUGGGGGAAGCUGCAGACCCAAGGCCUGGGCACAGCGUUAAAGAUCCUCUUCUCCGAGAGGCAGAUCGAGGCCCUGCCCAAGUCGAGGAGCUCCAUUCCCAGCUUCCAGCUGACCCGCCAGGAAAUCGUAGCUCUCUUUAAUGCUUUUGGGAGAAUCUCAACGAGCAUCAGAGAAUUGGAAAACUUUCGAUCGCUGCUGUCCAUGGUCAACUGAGGACUGAAGCCCACGUCUCUUGUCGGCAAGAGAGUAGAAACAUCUUAUUGUGGCUACACCUGUAGCGGCCUGUAGCGUAGUGGUUAAGGUACAUGACCCGAACACGCAAGGUCGGCGGUUUAAUCAGUAUAGCCACAAUUAGAUCCGCACAGCCGUUGGGCCCUUGAGCAAGGCCCUUAACCCUGCAUUGCUCCAGGGGAGGAUUGUCUCCUGCUCAGUCUAUUCAACUGUACGUCGCUCUGGAUAAGCGCGUCUGCCAAAUGCCAUUAUUGUAAUGUACCUUAACCACUAUGCUACAGACUGCCCCUCACAUACAGAGUUGGUGUCACAGACACAGAUUAAGCUCAAUCCUGGAUUAAAUUGAGUUUUGUUUGGAGAAUCUCCAAGUAUCUUCAUUAAGCCUAGAACUAGGCUUAAUGUGUGUCUGUAAAACUUGCCCAUCGAGCCACAGAAAAACAAAAAUUGAUUACACAUAUUAAUGCAUACUUUUCCUACCCAUUCCACUUAAUUUCUUUGGUGCCAUGAGUAUACCGUCUGAAACUGCUGCCUGAACAUGUUUUUUUUUUUUUUCAAUCUGUACGCAGUGAGCUCUUAAUAGCUACAUAUUUUGUCAAUAUAGCUUUGUUCCCGGGCGGAUGAAGCACUGCUUUAGCCUGUCACGUUUUAAUUGUAGCUUUACUACCACUGCCUCACGACUCUCAUCUUAAGUCAGGGAUGCCAAACUAAACUCCCGGAGGGCGAUACGGUUUGCAGUUUUCCACGGUUUACUUUUAAUCAGCAGCCAGUUUAGGCCUUGGAAACGACUUAUGUGUAUUCUUUAGCUAAUCGGUGACAAAAUUAAACCCUAAAGUGCAUAACCUGCAGGCAGUGUAGCCCUUCAGGACUAAGUCUAAUGCUGACCGAACCCAUUUUGUCUGUACUGUGGCUGAGGAGCUGAAGCUCAAAUGUAUCAGGUGCCAAGUCACACACACCCAUUAUUCAAUGGGGGAAGUUAUGUUUCAGCCAUUUUGUCCCAUUACUGUAUAUUAUUUGGAUGUUUUCUGCUGCAUGUCAAGUAUAUAUAUAUAUUUCUUUUUUUUGCCAAGUUUAGUUUUGCACUUUCUUUUACAUGAACCCCAUGCACUUUCUUUUACAUGAACCCCAUGCACUAAUGCUAUCUGAGUUUCCUAUGUAAUCAUGAAUGAGUGAAUGUGUACUGUACUGUACUGUGCUCAGGACCUAGUGGUAUUCUACUGUCAAACGGUUAAACCACUGUACUUCAUAUUGCACUAUGUUAAUGAGAGCUCAUUGAAAUGGUUUAUUUGAAUGUGUACAAAUGAAGUAUAAAUGUUGUAUUUGAA
Messenger RNA from Conger conger (European conger), 3335 nucleotides. It is a transcript of the gene ero1a, whose product is annotated as endoplasmic reticulum oxidoreductase 1 alpha. Bases 592 to 1995 code for a protein of 467 amino acids. NCBI's taxonomy places the organism in Eukaryota, Metazoa, Chordata, Actinopteri, Anguilliformes, Congridae. Gene Ontology annotation, molecular function: thiol oxidase activity; FAD binding; protein-disulfide reductase activity. Gene Ontology annotation, cellular component: endoplasmic reticulum; endoplasmic reticulum membrane. The record is from RefSeq and is a predicted model, not a curated record. The transcript has 16 exons. Gene Ontology annotation, biological process: protein folding in endoplasmic reticulum.